Messenger RNA from Neurospora tetrasperma FGSC 2508, 1521 nucleotides. RefSeq lists its product as uncharacterized. The transcript has a single exon. The record is from RefSeq and is a predicted model, not a curated record. Bases 1 to 1521 code for a protein of 506 amino acids. NCBI's taxonomy places the organism in Eukaryota, Fungi, Ascomycota, Sordariomycetes, Sordariales, Sordariaceae.
AUGGGUUUCAUGCCGGGCCUUACAAUAACCACCCGCGUCCCCCCGGACGCCGGGACCACCAGCCCGAUCGGCUCGAGCGGCACUGCCGGGGAUGUCGGAGCCCCUGAUGCGGAGACCCCACAAAAUGCGCCCUCACCGACCCGCCCGCCCGUUAGCCCCAUCACCCCGACUCAGGAAUCGGCACGGUUGUCCGGUCCCGAUGGCCAUGGAGAUGGUCCGAUUUAUGAUGAGCAAGCACAUCGCCAUCGUCACCGUCAACAACAUACAACCUUUUCAUCAUCAGCAUCAACAUCAUCACAUUCACUGACGCCACCCUUCACAAGCGCUAACAAUAAUGGUAAUAACAACAACAACAACAUCCCCAGCUUCGCCCGAGGGCGACCCACAUUCACGCACUCACAAGUAGACCAAGUCGGCAUUCCUCCGCCGCCACCGCAACCCAUAGCCUUCGACGACAACCCGGACGUACUAGCGCUCAAGAGCGCCAUCACCAUCUUGCAGCUGCAGCGCCAGCGAGCCACGGCAGACAUACAGGCGCUGAACCGAGCCAAAGCUGCUGCACUUUCGGACCCAGGGGCGUUCGUUGCCGACUUGGCGGCGGGGAGGAUUGGGAUGGAUGGUGAUCCGUUGCUUAAUGGGCCUGAACCUACUGGUGAUGGUAGUAGUGACGAUGAUGACGAUGAUGAUGAUGGAGAUGAGGAUGGGGAUGAGGAUAUGAACUCGGAAGGAGAUAGUGUUGAUGGCGAAGAUGAUGGCGAAGAUGAUGGCGAAGAUGAUGGCGAAGAUGAUGGCGAAGAUGAUGGCGAAGAUGAUGGAGCAGAGGUCCCAUCGAGUUCGGAAUCACCGCACGACCCAGACGGCGAUAUAUCCAUGUCCGGCGCCGGCGCUGGGAAUACCUUAUCUACAUCUACCCCUAAUUGUAACAGCAACAACACCAGACGCAAAAUACCAAGCAGGAAAGACCGCGUCAGCAGGACAACAACAACAACAACAACAAAACAGCCACAAGGCCCCUCCAAAACCUGGCGCUCCCUUCCCAAGCCGCAAACGGUCGUCCGCUGUCCGCCCAUCAACUGGGCCCAGUACGCCAUCGUAGGCGAGUCGCUUGAUAAGCUGCACCGCGAGCAAUUGACGGCGCCUACGCUGGGGGUACCUGCGGUUCUUAGUGUCGGAGGGGUGUAUGAAUUCAGAGGGACAGCGGCGGCAGCAGGAGCAGCACCAGGAGGGGGCGUUGUUAGCGUUGGUAAUGGGGGUGGUUAUGCCAUGGGAGAUACCACGGCAACAACAGACCGGACCUCCACGCCACCAACGACAACGAUGGCAACCACGGCUGGAACAGAAGCGCAGCAGUCACCAGGGGAGACAUUGGGACAGGGACAAGGGCAAGGGCAAGGACAAGGUCAAUUUCCAACACUAGGACGAAAUGAGCAACCGCAGAGAUUGGUUGGUAUUGCAGCGCCGUACACGCCAGGCAGAGAUAAGAUCGAGAGGACGACAGGCAGGAAAGGAGCCAAGCGCUGA